GCAGGGCGGCGCUGACGUGGCGCCUGGUUACCGAGAUGGCGACGGCGGGGCCGCCGAGGCGGGACGCGGUCGUCCGCUGGCUGGCGUGCGGCCUGGGGCUGGCCCUGUCGGUCUACGCCUACCAUGUGGAGACGUCGAAGGAGCGGGACACGACCUACCGCGCCAUGUGCGACCUCAGCGACUCCAUCAGCUGCUCCAGGGUCUUCACCUCCCGGUGGGGGCGAGGUUUUGGACUGCUCGGUGGGAUCCUUGGGCAGGACAGUGUCUUCAACCAACCUAACAGUGUGUACGGGCUCCUGUUCUACGUCCUACAGUUGCUGCUCAGUCUGACGGCGAGCGCGACGGCUGCCGUGGUCCUACUGCUCACCUCCCUGCUCUCUCUGGCCGGCUCGCUCUACCUCGCCUACGUGCUGCUCUUCCUCUUGCGCGACCUGUGCCUCGUCUGCGUGACCACCUACGCGCUCAACCUCCUGCUCUUCGUCCUCAACUACAGGCGGCUGGUUCACCUCAACUCCCGUUGGCGGCAGGGCAAGGGCAAGCCCGAGUGACUGCGGUGAGGAGGGGUGGAGCAGUGGGGACCAGUGACGGGUAGGGGGGAGGAACAGGUCCCGGCGGGAGGGGGGACGAGCGUCGAUCAGCUGGAGCGGCCCAGGCAGUGUCCGUGCGGGUGAAAAGGGGACCUCUCCCCUCCAGGCCCCCGGGGUCAGGACUGGUGACAUUUUAUUUCAUUUUAUUAAAUGUCUGUCUGUGCCAAAUGAUCAUCAUACUGUAAUUUACAAACUGGCAACUAAUGGUCUGCUAAUGACAAUAAAGAACGCAUCCAUUUAUACA
Pristis pectinata (smalltooth sawfish) is the source of this 831-nucleotide messenger RNA. Its product is annotated as vitamin K epoxide reductase complex subunit 1-like protein 1. Gene Ontology annotation, molecular function: vitamin-K-epoxide reductase (warfarin-sensitive) activity. Gene Ontology annotation, biological process: vitamin K metabolic process; peptidyl-glutamic acid carboxylation. The record is from RefSeq and is a predicted model, not a curated record. Bases 36 to 548 code for a protein of 170 amino acids. Lineage: Eukaryota; Metazoa; Chordata; Chondrichthyes; Rhinopristiformes; Pristidae. The transcript is spliced from 3 exons.